AUGAAUCGUGUCGACGUGCCAACCAGCGGUCUCAACGACAUGCAAACGAAAGUGAAACAUUUUUUAUCAACGAAGAUCCUUUCUCGAAUCAGCACGUACGCAACGAACGUGUUGGAUUUCUUGAUUGUGCCGAGCAUAACAUCGAGUAUUCCAGUAGUGGAAAUCAACACAAAGUCCUGGAAACUGCCAACCGGAGUGCGACUGGCUGAUCCAUCAUUCUAUUCGCCAGGAGAAAUUGACCUCAUCAUCGGCAACAAGAUAUUUUUCGACUUGGUGAAAAUAGAGAACUGUGCGAUUACAUUAGCAGAAACGGAGUUUGGUUGGAUCGUUGCAGGAUCAGUGGAAAUGAGGAAGAGUGCACCGCGUGCACGCAUAAGCCUGUUUGGUCACCAAGAACAAGCGUUGUGUGAAACUAUGGCGAGAUUUUGGGAAAUCGAGGAUGUUCGUCUUGUUUCUAACUUAUCAGAGGAAGAGGCAGUCGUCGAAGAACAUUUCAAGGAGACUCAUGCCAGGAAUGAGUGCGGCCGUUACGUGGUGCGACUUCCUUUCAACAACAAAAAGUGUCAACUUGGAGAUUCUUUCGUUGGGGCGAAGAAUCGUUACGAGCGGCUGAUGAUCUCCUUGUCGAAAAAUCCUGAAAGGCGUAUGCAGUAUUCCGAGUUUAUGACAGAGUACCUUGCUCUUGGUCAUAUGAAGGAAGUGGAUGAUCCUAGUAAAGACGGGUAUUAUAUACCGCACCACGCGGUGUGUAAGGCAUCUAGUUCGACUACGAAGACGACAGUUGUUUUCGAUGCUUCGGCUAAAACGACUUCCGGAGUGUCGCUGAAUGACACUAUAAUGGGUGGACCUGUGGCGAUUCUGUGGUCAUCAAGUGGUACUGACAGCUGA
Molecule: messenger RNA, 888 nt
Organism: Armigeres subalbatus
Lineage: Eukaryota; Metazoa; Arthropoda; Insecta; Diptera; Culicidae
Exons: 1
Coding region: 1-888 (295 amino acids)
Source: RefSeq, a predicted model, not a curated record